GGUCAAAAAAGUUAGUUGGUGAAAAAAAAAACGAAGAUAUUUUCGCUCGGUGACAGUCUGUUUGUUCUCUUCACUCGUUGCCUCUCCUAUCUCUCACACCUCUCUCUCUCUCUGCGAAUAGAUCCAGCAAUGGGUUCCUUCGUCGAAUCCGGUUGGCAGGUACCUCAUAUCUCCAUUCUCCUCCCUGUUUCCGAUUCCCUAGUGUUCAUCGAUUAAUUACAUGUUGUCUCCGUCUCUUCGCUUACUUUCACUUCGCCACAUUGUGAUUACAUGCGCGAUUUAUUUCACUUGUGAUCCGCUGCGGCUCUUGGAUUGAUUCGAUCCAUCGGAUUAAAAUUACCUUGUGACGCAUUUUAGCGACUUUCAACUGGCCUGCAUCGGGAGUUUCCUCCUCCAUGAAAGCGUCUUCUUCUUAUCUGGUCUCCCUUUUAUUUACCUCGAAAGACAUGGCUUUCUCACCAAGUACAAAAUUCAGGCAAAAAACAACACACCUGCUGCUCAAGGAAAAUGUAUCACUCGCCUGUUGCUUUAUCAUUUCUGCGUGAAUUUGCCCCUCAUGAUGGCUUCCUAUCCUGUCUUCAAAGCCAUGGGAAUGCGAAGCAGUUUUCCUCUACCCUCCUGGAAAGAAGUGUCUGCCCAGAUAUUGUUCUACUUCAUCAUUGAGGAUUUUGUUUUCUAUUGGGGACAUCGGAUCUUGCACUCAAAAUGGCUUUACAAGAACGUCCACAGUGUGCAUCAUGAAUAUGCCACACCGUUCGGUUUGACAUCAGAAUAUGCUCACCCCGCAGAGAUUCUAUUCCUGGGAUUUGCUACCAUAGUUGGUCCAGCUCUCACAGGCCCCCACCUGAUUACGCUCUGGUUAUGGAUGGUUCUGAGAGUGCUUGAGACAGUGGAAGCACAUUGUGGCUAUCAUUUCCCAUGGAGUCUCUCAAAUUUCCUUCCUCUGUAUGGAGGUGCUGACUUCCAUGACUACCAUCACCGCCUCCUCUACACAAAGUCUGGAAACUACUCUUCAACUUUUGUGUAUAUGGACUGGAUCUUUGGUACCGAUAAGGGCUACAGAAGACUCAAGUCUCUUAAAGAAAAUAGCAACUUGAAACAAACGUGAAACUACCUGUUUGAAUUGCAGUGAAAAAAUUUUAGCUGGAAAUGCAUAUUUGCUGAGUGUCCGUUUUGCAUCUCUGUGGAGGUCUUUCAUUCUGCAACCUCGUCUUCUCGUCCAUGUUGAUGCAGCUGUUCUGUGACUUAGUUCAUUAUGUGUGUCUAGAAUUGCUCCUAAUGUGCCCUCCUUGAAAAACAUUUGGUACUUCUAGCUGAAUAGCCUGUGUUGUGUUGGAUUUGGCAAUUGAAUCAUUUGGUAUGAGUCAGCUAUUUGAUUUGUUGCUUAAUAUCACACACGUCUUUCUUUUUUC
Molecule: messenger RNA, 1412 nt
Organism: Brassica oleracea var. oleracea
Lineage: Eukaryota; Viridiplantae; Streptophyta; Magnoliopsida; Brassicales; Brassicaceae
Product: methylsterol monooxygenase 2-2-like
Exons: 7
Coding region: 557-1108 (183 amino acids)
Biological process (GO): 4-alpha-methyl-delta7-sterol oxidation; sterol biosynthetic process
Molecular function (GO): iron ion binding; C-4 methylsterol oxidase activity
Source: RefSeq, a predicted model, not a curated record